AUGGCCGACUCAAGUGCUCCCGAACCCCCCACCGAGCAGGUCAAGGACCUCAAGGUCGAGGAGACCGCCAAGCUUCUCAAGGAUGAGGUCACCGGCGAGAUGGUCUCCAAGACGGAGCUGAAGAAGCGCCAGAAGGCUCGCGAAAGAGAGGCUGCUAAGGCUGCGAAGGCCGCCGCUGCCCCUCCCAAGCCUGCUGCUGCCAAGAAGGGUAACGCCGAGGCCGACGAGAAGAACCUGGACCCCAGCCAGUACUUUGAGAACCGAUCUCGCGCCAUCAACAAGCUGCGCGAGACCAAGUCUCCCAACCCUUACCCCCACAAGUUCCACACCGACUACGACCUGCGCAACUUUGUCAAGGACUUUGGUCACCUCAAGUCCGGCGAACAUGACAAGGAGAAGGUCGUCCGUGUGGGCGCUCGUAUCUACAACAAGCGUGCCUCCGGCAACAAGCUCUUCUUCUACGAUAUCCGCGCUGAGGGCGUCAAGGUCCAGGUUAUGGCCCAGGCGCAAGAGGUUGCAGAGGGAAGCCCGUCAUUCGAGGACCAGCACUCCAAGAUCGAGAAGGGCGAGGAGGGCGAGCUCUCCAUCUUCGCGACCGAGUUCAUUCUCCUUACUCCCUGCCUGCACACCCUCCCCGACGAGUACUACGGCUUCAAGGACCACGAGGAGCGCCACCGCAAGCGUUACCUGGAUCUCAUCAUGAACGACAAGAGCCGCCAGAUUCUCAUCGCAAGAUCCAAGAUGGUCACUUAUAUCAGACGUUUCUUCGACGACAGGGACUUCAUCGAGGUCGAGACGCCUAUGAUGGGUCCCAUCGCUGGAGGUGCCACCGCCGCCCCCUUCAAGACCCACCACAACGACCUCGACAUGCAAAUGUUCAUGAGAAUUGCCCCUGAGCUCUACCUCAAGGAGCUCGUUGUCGGUGGCCUCCACCGUGUCUACGAGCUUGGCCGUCAAUUCAGAAACGAGGGCAUCGACUUGACGCACAACCCCGAGUUCACCACCUGCGAGUUCUACCAAGCCUUUGCCGACGUCUACGACAUUAUGGACCUGACCGAAGAGCUCGUGAGCGGCCUCGUCAAGCACGUCACUGGCGGCUACAAGACCAAGUUCCACACCCAGCACGGUGAGGUCUACGAGGUCAACUGGGAGAAGCCCUGGAAGCGCUUCGAGAUGAUUCCUGAGCUCGAGAAGGCCACGGGCGAGAAGUUCCCCCCGGCCGAUCAGCUGCACACUCCUGAGACCAACGAGUUCCUCCAGAAGGUCCUCAAGAAGAUGAACCUCGAGUGCUCACCGCCCCUGACCAACGCCCGCAUGAUCGACAAGCUUGUUGGCGAGUACAUUGAGGAGCAGUGCGUCAACCCCUCCUUCAUCUUUGGUCACCCGCAAGUCAUGAGCCCUCUCGCCAAGUACCACCGCGACAUUCCCGGUCUGUGCGAGCGCUUCGAGGCCUUUGUGUGCAAGAAGGAGAUCGUCAACGCCUACACCGAGUUGAACGAUCCCUUUGACCAGAGAUUGCGCUUCGAGGAGCAGGCCCGCCAGAAGGACCAGGGUGACGACGAGGCCCAGCUCAUUGACGAGAACUUCUGCAUGUCUCUUGAGUACGGUCUGCCGCCUACCGGUGGCUGGGGCAUGGGUAUCGACAGAAUGGUCAUGUUCUUGACCGACAACUACAGCAUCCGUGAGGUGCUCGCCUUCCCCUUCAUGAAGGAGGAGAAGCAGGGUGAGAAGAAGGCCUCCGCGGCUGAGGUUGUCGGAGUCAAGCCUGUCCCCGAGGAGGGAAUUGCCCACAAAUAG
Messenger RNA from Colletotrichum fioriniae, 1797 nucleotides. NCBI's taxonomy places the organism in Eukaryota, Fungi, Ascomycota, Sordariomycetes, Glomerellales, Glomerellaceae. The record is from RefSeq and is a predicted model, not a curated record.